Messenger RNA from Metopolophium dirhodum (rose-grain aphid), 1902 nucleotides. RefSeq names its product protein tumorous imaginal discs, mitochondrial-like. Lineage: Eukaryota; Metazoa; Arthropoda; Insecta; Hemiptera; Aphididae. Gene Ontology annotation, biological process: mitochondrion organization; response to heat; negative regulation of apoptotic process. Bases 156 to 1562 code for a protein of 468 amino acids. Gene Ontology annotation, cellular component: mitochondrion. The record is from RefSeq and is a predicted model, not a curated record. Gene Ontology annotation, molecular function: heat shock protein binding; ATP binding. The transcript is spliced from 9 exons.
UACGUAUUAUCACGCGUUCUUACUUUCAUAGUUUGUACAUUUUCAAUAUUGUUCAUUUAUAAUUAAUUUAUAUUUUUAAGCAGACUGUAACUUUAUUAAUGCAUCUUGAUUAUAUUUCUAGACCACAAAAACAGAACGAUUAAAAUUUUAUCACAAUGAACAGUAUGAAAAUAAAACUUUUGAUUUCUUAUAAACAUUACUCUCCGUCACUGUUGUGUAAUUUCCAAAAACUAAACCAUCAUCACAUAUUUUCAUCGUCUCUCGCUUAUUCUACGCUAAGUAGUAAACGUUUAUUUAAUCACUUUGUCAAACCACUUAAUCCUUAUAGUUAUAAAAGUAUACAUACCACAAGUUAUUUGAAUAAUAAGAAGGAUUUUUAUAACAUAUUAGGAGUACCAAAAAACGCUUCUCAAAAAGAAAUUAAGAAAGCUUAUUAUCAACUCGCUAAAAAAUUUCAUCCAGAUACCAACAAGGGAGAUCCUAGUGCUAGCAAAAAAUUUCAAGAAGUUUCUGAAGCUUACGAAGUGUUAGGAGAUGAAAAAAAAAGAAGUACAUAUGACACAUGGGGAUCUAAUGGUAAUCCAAACCAUAUGGGUGGGCCUGGAGGAGGUACAGGAAAUGAUAAUUUCCAAAAUGCAUGGAGUUACCAAUCUAAUGUAGAUGCUGAAGAAUUAUUUAGGAAAAUAUUCAAUCAAAGUGGGUUUGGAAAUAAUAAUUCGUUUGAUGAAGAUUUUGCCGAUUCAAAAUUUGGAUUUGGAGCCGCUGAAGAAAUUGUUGUAAAAAUAACAUUUGAACAAGCUGCUCGAGGAGUGAACAAAGAUUUAAAUUUAAAUGUGGUUGAUAUUUGUCCCAAAUGUCGUGGUUCUCGUUGUGAACUAGGAUAUAAGGCAACAACAUGUACUCAUUGUAAUGGAACUGGAAUGGAAACUGUCUCAAGAGGCCCCUUUUUAAUGAAGUCAACAUGUAGACAGUGUCAAGGAACUAGAGUUAUUAUAAAAAAUCCAUGUAUAGAAUGUCACGGGAAAGGAAGCACUGUACAACGUAAAAAAGUAACAGUACCAAUUCCAGCAGGAAUCGAAGACGGUCAAUCUAUUAGAAUUUUGGUCAACAGAAAUGAAGUUUUUGUUACUUUCAAAGUGGAAAAAUCUGAUUAUUUUAAAAGAGAUGGUUCUGAUAUCCAUACAGAUGCUAAAAUUUCUAUAUCUCAAGCAUUAUUAGGAGGAUCUAUUAGAGUUAGAGGCAUUUAUGAUGACCACACAGUGCAGAUUGCUCCUGGUACUAGUUCACACACCAAAAUUAGAUUAUUCAAACAAGGAAUGAAAAGAGUGAAUUCCAAUUUACUUGGUGACCAUUAUGUUAAUAUUAAAAUAGAUGUUCCUAAGUCAUUAACAAAGAAGCAGGAAGCAUUGAUUAAAGCUUAUGCAGAGCUUGAAGAAAAGACACCUGGAACAAUAAAAGACUUAAAUCAUAAAAAAGAUGGCCCAUCAGCUGAACAAACGCAAUCAACCCAAACAGCUGAUGAUGGGAUUUUCACAAAAAUAAAAAAAGCAUUAUUGGGAUAAUUUACAUUUUUUGGAACAAAAUCCACUUAAUCAAUCAUACUUCAAAGUAGUAAAUCAUUUGAUCAAGAAUCGUCUGAAAAAAAAAUGUUAGAUAAUUUACGAUCUGCAUUAGGAAACCAAAAUGAUAUUUAAAGCUUAUUUAUUAUUUGUGUUAUACAAGAAAUUAUAAUGUCAUUGUGUAAUUAUCUUAUACACAUUUUAAAAUACAUUAUUUGUUCUUUCAUCUUUCAAAUAGUUCACAUAGUUUUUGUGAAGUAUAAUAUAAUUGUUUCAUUAAUGAUUAUGUGUAUAACUUAUAAGUAGUUUUAUUUGUUAAUAUACGAAAACUUUUUAAAAUUGA